UCUGUCCAGUCGCAAGAAGCAUGCCCCACACCGACGCAUCGUGGCCACGCCGGCGCGCCACAAGCACGGGCGACGCCGCCGCCCCGUCCUUGAUCCAAGUUGACGCCAGCGACGAGGCCCUCUCGCUCUGGGCGACGAUGCACGCCACCGCAGCACACGGCUAUAAGCGCGUCCGCGCCAGCGUCGGCCGUCAACGCGCCGCCAGCGCAAAGAUGUCGGCGAUGCGCGCGCUGCCACAGCACGUUGCCACGUCGGCGCGCUUCUACUGGGCCAACCUUGCAGUGCUCCGGACCGAAGUGCUCUGCGGCAUCGCUGCGACGCUGCUGCAGGUGCCGGAGACCGUCGCGUUCAGCUACGUUGCUAACCUCGGCCCGGUCGUCGGCCUCUACGCCACCGGCUUCUUUGGCAUCCUUGUCGGCCUCUUUGGCGGUGUGCCCGCCACGAUUGCGGGCGCCGCCGGCGCGCUUGGCGUCGUCAUGCCCACGAUCACAAGCGGGACCGGCGCGCUCCGCGACCUCUCGUACGAAGCGCGCGUCGAGCACCUCUUCGUCGCUGUCUUCCUUGCCGGUCUCCUGCAGCUGCUCUUUGGUAUCUUUUCGCUCUCGCGCUUCUUCUCGAUGAUUCCGCGCACGGCGCACAUUGGUUUCCUCAACGGUCUCGCGCUCAUGAUGCUUCUGUCUCAAAAAACCACCUUCCAAACAUGCAUCCGGCCGAAUCUGCUCUUUGGCGCGUGCGAACAAGCCCACGGGCUUGCGUGGAUGGACGCCAGCAGUGCGACAACGUGGAUGACGCUGGUCCAUGUGCUCGUGACGAUCCUCGUCAUGCAUUUUUUCCCUCGGACGCCGGUCAUCGGCCGGCUCGUGCCGCCGACGCUGGUUGUUGCGCUUCUCGGUGUCGGCCUCGAGUUUGGCAUCAACCGCCCGCUCCUCGGAUACAACGUCCGCACGAUCGGCGAUACAUCCAAGCUCGCGGGGGCGCUGCCGUCGUUUGCGAUGCCCGGCUUCUCGCGUGUCACCGACUGGUCGCUCGUCAUCUCGGUGGCCGCAAGUCUCGCGGCCGUCGGGCUCUUCGAGUCGCUCAUGACGCUCCAGGCCAUUGUCGACUUGACCAAAGAGCCGCUUUCGAUGGCGGCGUGCCGGGCCGAAUGCAUCGCCCAAGGCCUCGGCAACAUGGUCUGCGGCGUCUUCCAGGGCAUGGGGGGCUGCUCCAUGAUUGGCCAGUCGACCGGGAAUGUGCUCAACGGCGGGCGGUACCGCGUGUCGGGCGUCGUCUGCGGCCUUGUGACCUUUAUGAUCUUGCUGUUUGCGAGCCCCGUCGUCGAGCUCGUGCCCGUCGCGUGUCUCACGGGCAUCCUCGUCGUCAUCAUUGCGCACACGUUCCAUUGGCCGUCGCUCCGGCUGCUCGUGUACCUUCCGCUGUCGGAUGGCAUUGCCAUUGUACUGGUGACGGCGCUCGCCACCGCCAUCAACUUGGCCGUCGCGGUCAUCGCCGGCGUCAUCUGGCAAGCGCUCGUCAACGCGUGGGUCGGCGGCACCUUUCUCGACGUUGAGACGACCUUGACACCGCAUCAAAAGAUCUAUGCCCUCCGCGGCACGCUGCUCUUUUCGUCCGUGGCGCGCUUCCGCGACUUCCUCGAGAUUGCGACCGACCCGGACGACGUGGUCAUUGACGUCAUCGGGUGCCGACUGGCCGACUUUUCGGCGGUGGCGGCGCUCAAAGAGGCGGCCCAUCGCUACCGCGACGCCGGCAAGCGCUUGGUGCUCCAAAAUUUGGAUGCCCACGCGACGAGUCUCGUGCUGGAGCACGACUUUGGCUGGAUGCGCGUCGGGGGUCACUGCGUCUUGGCGCCGCCAGUACCAUUGCCGCACGCGGCCGACGGCAAGAGCCCGACGACCGCCUACCACGGCCUUCCCGACGACGACCAUUGUUGACAACCCAUGUAGAUGAAAGAAUCAAACUGUUUCGGGAUGCACUGUUAUGAAAGAUCUCUCAAGUUUCGUUGCACA
Saprolegnia parasitica CBS 223.65 is the source of this 2006-nucleotide messenger RNA. RefSeq lists its product as hypothetical. Lineage: Eukaryota; Oomycota; Saprolegniomycetes; Saprolegniales; Saprolegniaceae. The transcript has a single exon. The record is from RefSeq and is a predicted model, not a curated record. Bases 21 to 1931 code for a protein of 636 amino acids. Gene Ontology annotation, cellular component: membrane.